CCCAGAGCCAGAGCAGCGCCGGCAGCAGCAGCAGAAGCAGCGGGAGGAGAAGCGCCAGGCGGGCGGGGGGGGACCCCCGGGGGGGGGCGGCGGCGGCGGCGGCGGCAUCGGCAUCUCCUCCUCCUCCUCCUCCCGGGGCGGGCGGGCGCGUGACCUCACUUCCUGGCCGGGCCAGUCGCGGGAAGGACGCGCCGGAGAGCCAGCGGGAGAGAGCGCGCAGGUGAGGCGCCCGCGCCGGGAAGGAGGAGGAGAAGGCCAGGGCCGGGCAGGGAGACCCCCCCCCCCCGCCAAUGCCCCUCGGCCCGCCCGCCCGCCCGCCUGCCCGCCUACCCGCCUGCCUGCCUGCCUUCCCCGGAGCCAGCGGGCGGGGCGGGGGCGGCGCCGGGCCUCCUCCCCCGACGAGCCUCCCGGCUCAGCCUCUCAGCGCCCGCCGCGUCCGGGGAGGCCCUCCGGCUCCAGCCCCGCUGCUUCCCCCGCCGGCCAGGCCGCGCAGCUCGGCGGGAAAGGGGCCUCGGCGCAGGGAGGAGGCCGGGGGCGCUGGCGCAGAAGAGGAGGGAACCCCAAGGCUCAUCCAGUCCGACCCUCCUGGUCUCUGCCAUGGGAAGCCCCCCCUCCCCGGUGUGCUUGGGAGGAGGGAGUGGAGCUUCCCGUGCCCCCCCCCGCCCUUGACCCCGGGGAAGACCUUGCUGGGCUCCGGGCAUCUUCCGCCUGCCUGCCUGCCAGCCGGGAUCAGCCGCCUGCUGCAAAGGGCCCCAAGAGCUGGCAAGAGGCAGCAGCUUCUCAAGGGGUCCGGCUGGCUGCUCUCGGCGGUGCCCCGUCAAGCCCCUCGGAGUGGCCCCUCCCGCCCCCUGGCCCGGUGUUCUUGUGAUGCCACACAAGGGCAUUUGCAUACCUGCUCCCCAUUUGCAUAAGGGGCUUUGUCCCUCUGGUUCUGGAGAGUGGAGAGUCCUGUGGGGCCGGCCUGGCUGUGCCCUUCUUCGCCCUGCCAGCACCCGCUCUCCACACGCUGCCACCUGCAGGGCCUCCCCCAGCCAGUCCCUCUUGUAACUGAGCUGCGGGUUCUCCAGAGACCAGGAAUGACGUUCCUGCUCCUGUCCUUCCUGCUCCUGCUGCUGCUCCUCUCCUAAAGGGCUCCUGCCCUCCCAGUCUGGGGCAGGCAGCCCCCGUGAGCAUGGAGCCCCACGCAGGUAAAGGGCAGAGGGCAGGGCAGGGCAGGUGGCCUUGCUCAGGGACAGAUGCGGUCAGGAGGCAUCCAUUGCCCCCCUGGCACCCCAGAGGCUCUCCCCUUUCCCCUUCCCUCCCCCGUCUCCAGGGGUCUUGGCAGGCCUGGGGCAAAGAUGGGGGUUAGUUGAGGCGGGACAUGAGGAAGGUCACCCAGGGGGAAGCGGCUGGGGGCUGCCCUUUCCAAGGCUGCCACAGAAAGCUGUGCCCACACAUUUUGCACUCCUCUUCGCCCUGACAGGGAUGGUUGCCCAAGUCCCAACUGAGUUCUGUGCUCCAAGGACCCGUCUUGUGUAGCAUCAUCUUCUCCUGGUGGCUGAGCAGGUGCCUCCAAGGGAAACUCAAGGAGGAUCCGAGCGCAAGAGCAACUCUCCCCUCCGGUGGCUUCCGGCCGCUGGCACUCAAAGCACGGCUGCCUCCGACUCCAUCCUGGCUGGUGGCCAUUGCUAGCCCUCUCCUCCUUUGCGGAGGCCCUUUGGCCACCUUCCCCGCCCUGAGAGCCAGGCUCCAUCACUUCCUCCUGCUUGGCUUUAUGAGUCCUGCCAUAAAACAAUCUCCAGUUAUACAGCCCCAAGAGCAGCAUUUCCCAGGAGGAGGAGGAGCCCCUCUUUGCCCUGCUGCCUCCCAGGCCCCAUCACCCCUUCCUUGGACAUGCCUGGGGAUGAGGGUGGGGCGUUGCUUUUGGGGGGCUAGUAUAGCAGGGGGCUCCUGCGCAGAGACCAGACCACCAGGGCCACCAGAUGGGCGACAGAGAUCCUGAACAGGGAUGGUGCCCGUAGGAGGGGCUGCGGCUACAAGAGGGACCCCCCCCCAGAGGCAAUUGCUUGCCCCAACCGCCACAUUGUCUUCCUCAAAGAGAAAUCUGGUCCGGAACCUGAGAAGAGCCCCAUAUCUGGAUGAGACCAAGUGCCAGCUGAGUCCAGCACCCUGUUCUCGCAGUGGCCAACCAGGUGCCCGGGGUUUGCGAUGCCACCCAAAAGCAUGUUGCACACACAGAGUGCCUUCUGUGUUUUUAGGCAGAAGGGCUGGACGUUGCGUGAGGAGCCUGCUGUUAUCUUGAUGUGUGGGGCGGGGGGGGGGAGGCUCCCUCCUUUUGGACCCUGUUUUAUGGCUAAGAAGCCAGUGGGGCCAUAAAGGCUUGGAGCAAACAAAGGUGAGGUGCUAUUGCCCUCUCUUGCAGAGCCCAGAGGAAGACUCCGGCUGUGAAGACACCCAUGGCAACCAUCCUCACGGCCACCCGCAUCUCCCGGCCCCUCGCCCAGCUGGCCACCAAGACCUCCCACCUGAAGGAUGUCUCCGCCAGCCUUCGGUAAGUGGCCUUGUGGGGAGGGGUCUGCAGGGGAGUCCCUGUGGAAUUGCCCCUUCAGUGGCAGGGAGAGGGGCUUCCUCUCUGUCUCUGGCCACGAGGGGCCCUUCAGCAGAGUCGCCUGAUUAGGGGACCAUUUCCUUCCCCCUCCAAUCCCCAAAUUUCCUCCAGGCAUUGCAGCUUUGCCACCCUGAGGGUUUAGCAAUUGGGAAAUGGAAAGCUGCCGUUAGGGGUGCCCCCUGGCCUCCCCUGCUGCUGUCGCUGAGCCCUCUGUGGCCCCAUCCCUUGAAAGGCUGCUGGAGACGUCCUGAUCAGGGCAUGAUGCCAGGGCAGAGCUCAGAAGCUGCCUCACCUGCCCGCCUGGCAGGGCUCCCUAGAUUAGCCAGGACUCUGGAUCCUAAGGUGGGAGUCCAUUUCCCAUGGAGUGAAACGCUCCUGACUGCCCCAUUCAGGAGCCAAGGCGCUGCUAGGAGCAUCUUCCUCUUCCGUCCUCCUUCCUUGGAGCUUCCCAGGGGCUGACAGACUAGCCGGGCCCCCUGGAAGGCCAGGUGGGCUCAGGUUGUUCUGAGGGUAGGCAAGGCAUUGCUGCUUGGUGUGGCAAAAGGACCUGGCAGAGUUGGCAAGGGGGUGGGUUCCCUGCUGAGUGUGGGGGAGGGGAGAGAGACCCCCGCUGAGGGGAAGUGGGUCAGUGCGGGGUCCAUUUUUAAGGGACUCAAAGGCACAGGGAUUUGGGGGGCCUCUUUCCAGCCAGUAGGCAGGACCAGCCAGUUGAGAGACCUCCCCAAGAAUGGCUUCUUCCCUGACUAGCAAGCCCCGUUUUCUGCAGACUUGGGGAAGGAGGUGCCAGGAUUUAUCCUCUUCAUUUGGCACCUCUGGCAGCGCUCAGCACCCCCUUUCUGGCAGAGCAGAAUUGGCUCCUCUGGGAGCCUCUGCGUGGCCUCCUUGGACUGCCCCAAGUUGAGCAAACAAGUUUCAGAAGAGUCCAGAAGGGCUGUCCUCUUUCCAAAGUCCCCCUGACACGUAGCCCCCCAAGGCUGCCGCCUGGCCCCCUCCCCUCCCUCCGGCCGCUGGGCUGACCUUUGGGAAGGAUCAGCAAGAUGACGUGGGGGCAAAGGGUGACCCUCGGCCACAGUCCCUCGGCGGGGGAGCUUCCAGCCCAGAGAGAUUGGGGGGGGGGUCCUGCAUUUGGGUCUGCCCCUUAGGACAAGCGCUCUCUGGGGCCUGGAGAUGCAGGGGGGGGGGGGCUUCCUUGCCCAGAGGGCACAAGGGCCUCUGCAGCCACCCAGCCUCUCUGAAUUAACACACACACACACACACACACACACACACACGCAGGCCUGAAGGGGCUGUAAUCGUAAUGAGAUUACCCUGCUGGGAAUAGCUGCGAGGGCGGAUCCUGCCUUUCCUGAACAGCAGCCAGAAGGGGCAAGGGGCCUGGCAGGCCCGGCCUGGACUUGGCAGGAGCAGCAGUUGGAGUCAGGGAGGAAGAGGAAGAGAGAUGGGGAUUGCAGGUGGGGAGAGCAAUGGAGGGGGCAGGAGGUCCCUUCUUCCGCCUGCCCAGACCAGCUCUCUCUUCCCUCUGUCUGGCAGGGGGGAGCCUUUCCCAGCUGACUUGAAACUGGGGGCUUGUUUGUUUGUUUCUAUCCCACCCUUUCCUCCCAGGAGCUCAAGGGGGCACAGAUAGUUCUCCCCCUCCUUGUUUAAUCCCCCCCAGCAACCCUGCAAGGUAGGUUAGGCAGAGAGGCGCAGCGACUGGCUCAAGGCACCCCCAGUGAGCCAGGUGGGGAUUCGAACGCUGGUCCCUCCCAGGUCCUAGCCUGACACUCUCAGCACGGCAUCACGCUGGAUCCCUCGGGCAGCCAGAGCCAGCGCUGUGGCCCUGCCCGGGUUGGCAGCAUCAGGGGCAGAGGAGCUACUCCUGAGAUUGGUCAGGAGAGAAGAAGAGAGCUUCUGCUCAGCCCCUUGCGGAGUGGGACCCGCAGCAAAAAGUCCUUGACCCUGGCCAGCCGGGGGGGGAGGGAGGGGAGGGGUGGUGUCAUCCGAUGAAAAUAACUGCCUCUUGCCGUGACGCCUCCUGGCAGCAGCAAGCCCAGGUGAGGAGGGGCGCUGGGUGACUUCUCACGGACUGGGCUCCUGUGUGUCCCCCCCCCCAAAGGAAGAGCGAGAAGAUCUCAGUUUCCUGGGAGGCAGCCUGGGACUUAGUCUGAAGCAGUGCCCUCCUUCUGGGGCAAAUGAAAGGGGCUUGGCCCCAUUGGAAGAAGUGGGCGCAGCGCCAUCAAGUCCAGCAGCUCCCCUUGGCUCUGGAAGAGGACACUUGCCCCCAGUGAGGGGACGGGUGAAAAGGAAGUUGAAGGGUUAAUUCAAGGGGGUCAGAUCUUUCCAAAAUGCCUGGGGGUUAUGGGGGCCACAAGAGGACAGGCCUUUUAAGGGAAUCGUAGAAUCCUGGAAGGGACCCCUGGGGCCAUCUAGUCCCACCCCUGCAAGGCAGCAGUCAAAUGGCCAGGCUCCCCAGCUGGACUGCUCUCUGCAGGGAGACGAGCCUGGGGGUCUGGGGGGGUCACAGCUAGGAGGCGCUGGAGCCCCUGGAGAAAGAGGGAGGGAGGGACAUGAUGCUGGGGAUCAAUUUUCCCGGAUGGGAGCUUCCGCUGACCCAGCCGCUGGCCUGCUGCCUUCUCCCUUGCAGGCCCCUGCCUGAGAUCUGUUCCUCGGUGUCCCGCCUGCAGGGCCGGCGUUCCUAUGCAACGGAAGUGGAUGAGGUGAGAGCCUGUGGAAUUCACUGCCACAAGGGGGGAUGAGGCCCAUGUAGGGAGGGGGAUACUGGGCUGCUCUUGGCUUCUAGAGGGUCUUCCUCCAGCUUCCUGGCUGGGGUGGGGUCUGGGAGGCAGCUCAGUGGCCUUUUCUGGUGGGGCUCUUGCGGGGUGAGGGGCUUCCUCCCGGGGUGCCCCCUUGUGGCCAGCAGCAACACUGAUCUUUCUGGGCUGUUUCCUGGAGGAACCUGAGCUGUCCAUCCUGAGAUCAUAGAAUUGCAGAGUUGGAAGGGACCCCGGGGUCAUCUAGCCCCCCCCCCCCCCCGCAAUGCAGGAAUCUCAGCUGAAGCAUCCAGGACAGACCUGCAGGGAAGGAGAGUCCACCGCUCUCCUCUUGGGGAAAUCUCUUCCACUGUCAAACGGCUCUCACCAUCAGAACACUCUUCCAUGGAGCCAGCCUGGGCUUCCUGGUUCAUCUGGGGAAAUUUCCCCCAGUGCUGUUUCCUUGAUGGGGCUGCUGGCAUUUCUGGGGGUGCCUGAAGACCCCAAAGGUUUGCCAGCUGGAGUCCUGACCUGGAGGGUUCUGGGUGCCCCCCCCCCGAGGUUGUGGGACCUCCUUUUCAUGAGAGGUGGGUGGAGGUGGGCCUGCUCCUCCCUGGGGGGUCUCCAACGUCCCCUUUUUGUGCUCCAGAUUGGCGAGAGGCCCGUCCUCAUCACCGGCUGCGAUUCUGGCUUUGGCUUCGCCCUGGCCAAACACCUGCAUGAGCGAGGGUUCAUCAUCUAUGCCGGCUGCCUGCUCAAGGUAGGGGGAGGGAGCUGGGGGGGGGAGGGAGGGGAAGCCGAAGCCGCCAAGCCCCUCCUGGGCAGACCCCACCCUCCAGCUGUGCCUCCACGCUGCCAGCUGCUCUCUCCCAGGGGGCCCUGGAGGGUCCCUGUCUCUCCAAAACCCAAACAGAGGGAGCCUGUGGAUGUGGGCAGGAGCAAGUGUGGGGCAGCAGGCGGCCUGGGGGAAGGUCCCCCUGAGGACCCCUCUCCAAAGCCCCCUGCCUGGCCCUGGAGGGAUGUGGGGCUCCCCCUGCUGGCCACACUGUCAAAUGGCAGCCAGAGAUGCUCUUCCCUUGCAGGAGAAUCCCAGUCAUCCUUACCAUUUUCAAGGGCCCAAAAUAGUUGGGGGGGGGGACAAAGCCUUUUCACGAGUGCCUGCUGGCCCCCACCUGCUGGUUCUGGCAGCCCUUCCCCGGCUGGGAGGCCCAAGGCAGCCGGCUGCAGCUCUUGCCUGCCCCCUGGUGGCAAGACAAAAUGCCUCCUCUGCCAAAUUGGUGGAAGUCUGGCAAACAGCACUUUCGGUGAAAUAAAACCAUAAAAUUGGAACAAAGUCUCCUUUGCAAUGGAAUGGCACAGUUUCCUGGUGCUCAUGGCUAAAAACGAAGAGAGAGACCUCCCCUCACUGUACAAAACUUUUUGGUUAACACAAACUGUUUUGUCUCCUUCGCUCCAUGCAAACUGUCAAGGAGAAGAUUCCCUCGUGUUAUUUGGCCUUUGUUCUGCACACGUUGCCUAAUCACCAGCUUCUGGGUUCAGGGUGGGAUAUUUGAAUAUUGAGCUGUAUGAUGUUGUUGCACGUUGAAAGGAUGUCAAAAGAAAUCAGUAAGCAAACAAAUGUCCCCCCGCUCUUCCUCAGGAGCAGGGAAGGGGCGGCUCCAAGGAUCUGGACGCCAUGAAGAGUGACCGGAUGAGGACCGUCCAGCUCAACGUCUGCGACAGUGAAGACGUUAGCCGGGCCGUGGACUACAUGACCUCCACUCUGAAGAUGCCAGAAAAGGGUAGGUGGGGGUCUGGCAUGAGAUCAGCCAAGGAAGGGGGUCCGGCCGCCCUUGGCGCCCGAGCCUCCGCACGUGGCCCCCCAUCUCCCCAGCCUCCUUCUCUGGGGGGACCUUGUGGGGACCUGCAGGUCUGAGGCACCAGGGGGCGCCACAGCAGGGCUGGGCCUUGGCUGGGCCUGGCAGAGGCAGGAAAAUGCCCUCGGAGCCCUUCCGGCCCCCUCCUGGGUGGCCCCCACGUGGCCUGAGGGCUCGCCUGGUGCAGCGUGGCUUGUGAGGUGCUUGUGAGGCAGUCGUGAGGACGCCCCGCUUGGAUGUGCUUGUGGCUUGAAGCCCCGUUCAUUGCUCCCCCUCGGGGCGGCACAAGGGCAGUUCCAGACGGGGUUAGGCGAUGACCGACGUCUCCGUGGGUCUUCUCCCCUCAGGGCUGUGGGGCCUGGUCAACAAUGCUGGGAUCUCGACCUUUGGGGAGGUGGAGUUCACCAGCAUGGACACCUACAAGGAGGUGGCGGAGGUGAACCUGUGGGGAACGAUCCGCACCACCAAGGCCUUCUUGCCUCUCAUCCGUAGGGCCAAAGGUGAGUGAGAGGGUGGGGCUCCCCAUAGUUGUAGCUCAGGCGUCCGGACCUGCUGCAGGCUCUGCCUCUACCAUCCCUAACCACUGGGCAUGCUGGCUGCUGGGCAGGGUGUGUCAGGAACCCUGCAGCAUCCGGGGGGGGGGUGCUACGUGAAGGGAGGCCUUUGGGGUCGGUGGGUCUUUGGGAGAGGAGGAGGGCUGGGUCAGGGAGCUUUGCCCAGCAGCCCCCAUGAGUCGGAGGGUUCCACCCCACAAGCACCUGGGGAAGGGGCCUGUGGCCAGAGGAGGGGCUUGUUGGGGGCCCCCCGAGGCGGCCCCCGCCCCUUGCUCUUCAGGGUCCCCCUCCCCUCGUCCUCUGCGGCAGGGGCCCCGCCCCCCUCACAUGCACGUCCCCCGCCAGGCCGCGUGGUGAACAUCAGCAGCAUGAUGGGGCGCAUGGCCAACCCGGCGCGCUCCCCCUACUGCAUCACCAAGUUUGGGGUGGAGGCCUUUUCCGACUGCCUGCGCUACGAGAUGCGCCCACACGACGUCAAGGUGUGCAUCGUGGAGCCGGGCAACUUCAUCGCGGGCACCAGCCUCUACAGCCCCGAGCGCAUCCAGGCCAUCGCCGACAAGAUGUGGGACGAGCUGCCGGAGAUCGUGCGCCGCGACUACGGGCGCAAGUACUUUGACGAGCAGAUCGCCAAGAUGGAGUCGUACUGCAACAGCGGCUCCUCGGACACGUCGCCCGUCAUCGACAGCAUCGCCCACGCCCUGACCUCCUCCACCCCCUACACCCGCUACCACCCCAUGGACUACUACUGGUGGCUGCGCAUGCAGGUCAUGACCCACAUGCCGGCCGCCAUCUCGGACCGACUCUACAUCUACUGAGCGGGGGGGGGGAUGGGGGACCCCUGCGCCCCCCCCCCCCGCCACCGUGUCCACCUCCAGGAAGGGAAACUAAUGCUAAGGGUUAACCUGUACAAAUUUCUCCGUAGUCGCUUGUCUAGUUGAGGUCCAAGUACUGUAUUUUUAGGGCUAAGCUGUUGUUAAUUUAAGCGUUUGAGGCUCCCUUAUUCCUUGCAUGGUGUGUCUCCAACCAGUGCUAUUUAUUUCCAAUAGUCCCAUUUCCCCCUGCCCACCUCAGCUGCUUUGGUCAGAGUCCCUGCUGCAUCGACGGCUGCCCUCCCUUGGGAGCCCCCCCUUGAGUGGCAGGCGGGGGGGUGGACCCUGUGCCCCUGGCUCCUUCCACCCAGCGGCCAGAAUCCCUAGAGCCCCUCCCUCUGGGCUGGAGCUGGGGCUCCAAAGGAGCCAUUGGGCCUCCUCCGGCCUUGCCUGCCUUUUGCACACUCCUUCCGGGGGAGACUCUGUGGACCAGAAACACAAACACUCCCCCCCCCCCCACUAGGCAGGCUCAUUCCCAUGCACUCCUGCGAGCAAGCGAGCGAUGUUCUCCUGAGCCGGGCACUUUGAACAGGGGCUGCGGAGGCAGGGUGGGGGGAGCUUCUGGGGGAGCCCCUGUCCCCUCAGUUUGGGCAGCCAGACGCUCCUAAAGGGCAAGGAGGGUCUCUUGGGCUCGACAGGGAAAUUUUUAGAGGACCUUUUAGAAGCUCAAACUGUUUCUGGCAUGCUGGGGGUGGGGUGGGGGGGAAUGCCUGCCCCCUUUGCUCCCCAGGGCCAACUGCGCUCACAGGGCACUGCAGCAAUAAGUGGCUCUUGCUGUCGGUAGCGCACACCAAGGAGCCGCAGGCUAGCCAUGCCCCCCCCCAGCCACUGAGCGAGGACUGGGUGGGGGGCCCCUCUGGGAAAGGGAACAAGCCCUGCAAGGCAGGACGGCAGAGUCUCUGCUCCACUGCAGUUUUAGGAAGACACUUUUGUACAAAAAAGCCACGUGGAGAUAUUUUUGUGAUGCUUCAGAGGCGAACAAAACUGUCACUGGAAGCGGAUGAAAGUGUUUGUGAAAGUGGGGGCAGGGGGGGCCUGCACUUCUGUAACUGGGGAGGGGGAGUCUGUGAUCAAAUAUCCUCUGCCUUGAUUAACAUUAAACAACAGUGACAAGG
Podarcis lilfordi (Lilford's wall lizard) is the source of this 9710-nucleotide messenger RNA. The record is from the annotation of a GenBank genome assembly. Lineage: Eukaryota; Metazoa; Chordata; Lepidosauria; Squamata; Lacertidae.